CCCUCUUCUCCAUCUACAUUUUCCUUUCCCUUCUCGUUGGCACUAAGGAGGGAAUCAUAUCAAGAAAAAUUAGAAAAAAAAUUAGAGAGUUAUAAUAUAUAGAUCAAUAAAAAUGGUUGCUGGCAAGGUACUUGUGUCAGUGACCUCUAUUAUUCUUGUCGUUGGUGUCGUUAUUGGCACCAUCGUCUAUGUCAAUAGAUAUCAUGGUGUCAAGGGGGAACAGGACUUGUCACCACACAUGAAGGCCGUAACGCAAAUGUGUUCACCAACAGAUUACAAGGAGGCAUGUGUGAAGAGCUUGAGCUCCGCAAAUAAUACCGACCCGAAAGAGCUCUUCAAGGCUGCGAUCAUGGCCACGGCUGAGGCAGUCAAGAAAUCGCUCAACAUUUCUGACUCGAUUGUGGUUGAUGCCACAAAGGAGCCAAGAAUCAAGAUGGCUGUGGAUGAUUGCAAGGAUUUGAUGGACUUUGCGGUUCAAGAGCUUCAAGCAUCUUUUAGUUCUGUAGGUGAUAGCCAAAUGCACACAAUGCAGGAUCGCGUAGCUGAUCUCAAGAACUGGUUUAGCGCUGUCAUUUCUUACCAACAAUCUUGCUUGGACGGAUUCGAUGAUCCCACAAAGACAGAAUCCAACCAGUCUCACCCAGUUAAGGAUCAAUUGAGUAAUGGUAUGCUUGAUGCAAGCCAAUUGACAAGCAAUGUGUUGGCUAUCGUUGACGGGUUAGCUACCAUUCUUGAGAAAUUCAAUCUCAAGUUCAACAUGCCUAGCUCUAACCGUAGGCUUCUUGAAGCUGAUGGUUACCCAAGCUGGUUCUCCGGUGCUGAUCGUAAAUUGUUGGCUAAGGUUGACAAUAGAGGUAUCAAGCCUAAUGUAGUUGUGGCUAAGGAUGGUAGUGGCCAAUUCAAGACCAUUGGUGCAGCCCUUGCCGCAUAUCCCAAGAACUUAAGGGGUCGUUACAUUAUCUACGUUAAGGCCGGAAUCUAUGACGAGUACAUUACUAUUGAUAAGAAGACAAUGAAUGUGUUUAUGUAUGGUGAUGGACCCAGAAAGACCAUUGUCACUGGAUCCAAGUCUUACAGCAAAGGCUUUGGUACCAUGCAGACUGCCACUUUCUCUGCUGUUGGCGAGGGAUUUAUGGCCAAAUCCAUGGGGUUCCAAAACACAGCAGGUCCACAGGGCCAUCAAGCUGUGGCUCUCCGCGUCCAAUCCGAUAGGUCGGUGUUCUUCAACUGCAGAAUCGACGGACACCAAGACUCGUUGUAUUACCACGCACACAGACAAUUCUAUCGCAACUGCGUCAUCUCUGGCACCAUUGAUUUCAUCUUUGGUUACGGCGCUGCAGUGAUCCAAAACUCAUUGAUCAUCCUAAGAAGACCAAUGGACAACCAAUUCAAUACAGUGACCGCAGACGGCAGGGCUGAGAGGCACUUGGCCACCGGACUUGUGAUCCAUAAUUGCAGAAUCGUCCCAGAGCAGAAACUAACUAGUGACAGGUUCAAGAUCCCAUCGUACUUGGGCAGGCCAUGGAAGGAGUACUCUAGGACUGUUAUCAUGGAGUCUACCAUAGGUGAUGCCAUCAAGCCAGAAGGAUGGUUUCCAUGGGCAGGAAACUUUGCUCUUGAUACUCUUUACUAUGCUGAGUAUGCAAACCGUGGGCCUGGUGCCAGGCUGGAUAGGAGAGUGAGGUGGAAGGGAUUCCGUGGAGCCAUUCCUAGAAGCGAAGCUCUUCAGUUCACCGUUGAUGCUUUUAUUCAAGGAAAUCAAUGGAUCAGGGGAUCCGGAGUUCCUAUGUUGGCUGGGUUGAAACGUUGAGGAUUAAUUAAUUAAUUAAAAAUGUUUUAUUAAUCCUCUGGUUUUUUUCCUGGUCGUAUAAGAUCCUCCUCUCUCUGUCUUGAUUGCAUGAUAUGUGAUUUUGCUAUCCAUGCAAGAAUAUAUAUAGCUAUA
Tripterygium wilfordii is the source of this 1942-nucleotide messenger RNA. RefSeq names its product pectinesterase-like. The transcript has 2 exons. Gene Ontology annotation, molecular function: pectinesterase activity; pectinesterase inhibitor activity. Bases 113 to 1810 code for a protein of 565 amino acids. The record is from RefSeq and is a predicted model, not a curated record. NCBI's taxonomy places the organism in Eukaryota, Viridiplantae, Streptophyta, Magnoliopsida, Celastrales, Celastraceae. Gene Ontology annotation, biological process: cell wall modification.